GGAGGGAGAGGGAAAGGAGAGGAGGAGAAAGGUUUUCCAGCGCGAGGCACACAAGCACGUUCGGCGGCCGUCGACAAGGCGUUCAAAUUGCAAAAUGCUGGUGCGGAAAUGAACUAAGACAACCCGACCCGCUGCGUGUGUCGUAUGCUGUUGUCGAGCCGCGCGCGUACACGAGGCGCACGUCCCGAGCCAGCCUGAGCUCGCCACUGGCUGCUGCGGCUGCUGCUGCUGCGGCCCGCGCGUCCUGGGGAUACCCCUUGCACUUUGGACAGGAUCGGGGGCGACAUCUCUUUAUGCGAGGCGAGGAGGACCAGCAUCCGUGAAGAGGUCAACAGCUCCAACAUGCAGGAACCAGAGUUGGAUCUCUCUCAAGCUGUGCAGGCUGCCUCAAUAUGCAAUGAUGCUCCAACACGUCCAGAUGGUGUGGCUGUCUCCUCUGUUCCAAGAAAGUCAAUUGUCGCUAAAUUGCACGAGAAAAUGGGAACAUUUAGCUCUCGUAAAAUUGAGGAAUUAAAGAGAGAUAGACGGCGCACGCGCUCGCUCAACCCCCCGAGCCAGGUGGACCAGUUCGGGCCGUGCGGUCGCAUCCUCAAGAACUCCGGGAUGGUGAUGACCGUCCAGGACCCCGCCUCACAGCGGCUCACCUGGGCCAAGAAGCCGCUGACGGUGCUCGUCAUCAAGAAGGUGCGCGACGGCAAGGUGCUGCCGCCCUUCGUGCAGCUCACGCGCUGGCUCGUGCUGGAGAAGAGCAUGCUCGUGUUCGUCGAGCAGAGCGUGCUGGAGGACCGGGCGCUGCUCGAGGACCCCGACUUCCACGACGUGUCGGGCAAGCUGCAGACGUUCCGCGACGGCAAGGACGAGCUGACGGACAAGAUCGACUUCAUCAUCUGCCUGGGCGGCGACGGCACGCUGCUGUACGCCAGCCUGCUCUUCCAGCGCUCCGUGCCGCCCGUCAUGGCCUUCCACCUCGGCUCGCUCGGCUUCCUCACGCCCUUCCAGUUCGAGAACUUCGAGGCGCAGAUCACCGAGGUCCUGGAGGGCAACGCGGCGCUCACGCUGCGCAGCCGCCUCGAGUGCAUCAUCGAGCGCGGCGACGGCGAGGACGGCGACGGCGAGCUGGUGCCGCGCGUGACGGGCCGCGGCCGCAGGGGCAUGCCCACCAGCCUGCUGGUGCUCAACGAGGUGGUGAUAGACCGCGGGCCCUCGCCGUACCUCUCCAACAUCGACCUGUACCUCGACGGCAAGCUCAUCACCUCCGUGCAGGGUGACGGUCUGAUCGUGUCCACCCCGACGGGCAGCACGGCCUACGCCGUGGCGGCCGGCGCGUCCAUGAUCCACCCCAGCGUCCCCGCCAUCAUGGUCACGCCCAUCUGCCCGCACUCGCUGUCCUUCAGGCCGAUCGUCGUCCCCGCUGGCGUGGAGCUCAAGAUCGCACUCAACUGUGAUGCGAGGCACACCGCCCACGUGUCGUUCGAUGGCCACUGCCCGCAGGAAUUGCGCAUGGGGGAUAGCUUACGAGUCACAACUUCAAAGUACCCUGUUCCAUCAAUUUGCGCUGCCGAUCAAAUAACUGACUGGUUUGCUUCUUUGGCGGAGUGCUUACACUGGAAUGUGAGGAAAAGACAGAAGCAUUUGGAUGAAUUAAGCGAUCUCACUCAUUCCAGUUCCAAUGACACAUUGGAUUCUCUGGAUAGCUAGCGAUGGACGCCGGGGACACAGCCCCCAGCGCAAUCUGCUAACAACCUUGGAGGGCUAGACGCUGUCCAAGCCUUGCAUCGUUGCUGUGCCCUGUUUAGUUUGGGUGUCAGUAAGGUAUAACUGUACCUGAUGUAGCCUCAUGCGGUGGCUUGUGAGAAGAGACCAAAACUUACAAGGUUUGGUCUACCCAUGUUUUGAGUUAACUGGAACUCUCAAAUCUAUUUAUGAAUCUGGUUGUUUGAUUUUGUUCAGGCUCACAAAUUGUUUUUUGAAUUUAUGAAUGGUGUAGAGGAUGCUUUGAAGUGAGCCUUAAUUAAAAUCUCGUCUCACAUAGGGUAAAGAAGGAACAUGGAAGGAAGUUUUAAUUUUUACAAGUUAUUUUUUUUCUGUAAUGUACAAAUUUUUGUUGUUUUUAACUUAGUAAAGAAAAUUUAUUGGUUGUACUUGUUGAGUAUGCUGAGCAUUCAUGUGAUGAAUCCAAAAAUGGUGAUAUGUUGGAUCAUACUUAGAUAUAAUGUAGAAAUCUUCAUCCAACAACUUCAUGACAAUUUUGUGCUGUGCUGUAGGUUUUAAGAGAUGUAUACGAUUAUAAAGUUUUGAUAAGAUGCUCCAGGUUUUUACAGGAGCUCUGGAUGAGUGGAUCAGCAGCAUUAAUAUCUUCUGAAUGAUUGUCAUUCUUAGUUUUCUGAUAAUCUCCUUCAUUUCUAAGUCAAUUACACAUAUGAAGCAAACAAAGUGAAAAUGGAGUUGUAUAUGUUCAAGAGCCUUAAGUUUCUAAAGUCAGAUAUUUUGCAUUUCUUACGUUUGAUAAUUUUGGUGCAGAGUUUGUUACUAUCUGGUCUUAUUCAUGAAUGAUAAUGAGAGCAGAGCUUUACAGUGAUUGAUGAAGAGUAACCUGUAAGCACCUACAUUUUAUCUGAUCAUUCUUAUUUGUGCUAGAGAUCUCAUGCAGACUUGCUUGUGUAAAUUUUUGAUAACAAAAAAACAAAAAAAAGGAUGAGUGAAUUCAUUUAACUACAUGUACCAAUAUUUUGGCCAAAGAUCAGUAUACUUCUUUCAUCAUUUUCAUAGACUGCUGUGUAAGUUCCAUAUCAUUGUUGACAUUGCAUCUAACUCUCUUUCUGUAUGUCAUACAUUCUCUUCAGUUAGGGAAAAAAAUAUUCCAGAAAAAGACAAUUUCAAUUAAUCAAGCUGUUUGUGUAGUACAUCUUCUAACAAAAAACUUCAUCAAAAAAAUUUGGUGCAGGGUUUUUGCAAUUUUUAAUUUUUAGUUGACCUAAUUCCGUUCUUUGUACCUAUUGUGUCAUGUGACAAUCCUAAACUUAAUCUGAAACUUAACUUUAAUGGGAUCAAAUUUAUUUAAAAAUUAUCAUUGUGUUCAACUCUUAUUCAUGUACAGUUCAUCGCAUGAAUUUUUCUUAGAGUCAUUUCUUCUAUUAGAGGAGAGAGCUUCAAAUAACCAUUUUUUGAAACGUGGAUUAUGACAAUACUUGACUGAUUUUCUCUUUCGCAUCUAUCAUACUGCUCCUCUCUUGAGGGGUAGUGAUUUGUUUUUGUGUGUGCUUUAUGAAAGCACACAAACAAUUAAAUAGCAGCAGGGGUAAUGAUGGCUUAGAACCAACAAUUCUUUAAUUUGCAAUGUCACUAAAAUUUCUAUUUGUGUGUUUUUUUACUGAUUGACCAUUGGAUCUCUCAAACUUUAGUUUACAAUUAAUUGUGCAGUUUUGAAUGUGACCUGCCUAAUCUUUUGAAUUACGUAGAUUUAAUGUGUCAAGUAGUUUCUAGUUCCCCUUAAAAUUAUGAACAAAUUUGUCAUUUAUGGUACCACUUAUUGAUGAGUCCAAGAUCUUUGUCACUACAGUGUGAUACGGUGAUAGUAAAUUGGCUAUCAUUGAAUAUGUGCCUCGAUAAGUUUUUAUCAGUGAGAUUACUCAACACAAAUAAUUUAUGACAUUUCUGUAAUCUUAUUGUGCUCAUAUGGUUCCAACAAGUUUCUGCUCAAGUUUCAGCUUUUAUUGUGUAUUUUUUCCCCUAAACAUUCCUGUUUGUGAAGUUAUAAUUAUGAUAAUAUACUGUUAUAUGGUAGCUAGAUUUAGCCAAUCAGCUCAAUACUACUAGUGCGUAAAGGACCAAAUAAAAUAAAUUGGGGUAUUUUGAGUAGCUUUUUUUCUUGACACUCUCUCUGGGAAAAGUCAUUUUGUCAUAGUGGGAAUUUCGUCCUGCACAUUAAAAAUUUUGUCAAAAACUGAUUGAAUUGCAGUAUUUACUUCAUCAAUGGAACAGUCGGGGUUUCAUGUCAACAUCCUCCUCAUUUAACACUUAUUAAGUAUUGACAAGCAGAUCUGGUCAUGUAAUGCUCGGACCACGUCUUUGUUAUUGUAAUGGCAUGUUGUCAAGAUUUGUUGCCAUGAUUGUUCAUUAUUUGUAUUUGUUGUCUAUUUUAAUUUUAUUUCAAAAAUCAAAUUCUGUAAUUUGGUCUUUCUUGUUAACUUACUCUUAAGCAUUUUGUACAAAAGAAUGACAAAAAUAUAUAUCGUGGUAUUUGGUUUUAA
Molecule: messenger RNA, 4250 nt
Organism: Frankliniella occidentalis (western flower thrips)
Lineage: Eukaryota; Metazoa; Arthropoda; Insecta; Thysanoptera; Thripidae
Product: NAD kinase
Exons: 10
Coding region: 343-1698 (451 amino acids)
Biological process (GO): NAD+ metabolic process; NADP+ biosynthetic process
Molecular function (GO): NAD+ kinase activity
Source: RefSeq, a predicted model, not a curated record